Anisakis simplex (herring worm) is the source of this 470-nucleotide messenger RNA. Lineage: Eukaryota; Metazoa; Nematoda; Chromadorea; Rhabditida; Anisakidae. The record is from the annotation of a GenBank genome assembly.
UUUUGGCUGCAAAUGAUCUGAGGUGGCAAACCGCAAGCGUCUUCAAACCAUUUGUGGAGAUUCACUUAGUUGGUCCGCAUUUAGCGGAUAAGAAGCGUAAAAUGGCCACAAAAUCGAAAGCCGGCAAUUGGGCACCAAAAUUCAAUGAGACGUUUCAUUUCUUUCUUGGUAAUGAAGGUGAACCAGAACACUACGAGUUGAUGUUUCAAGUGAAGGACUAUUGUUUCGCUCGUGAGGAUCGUAUCGUUGGCGUUGGAGUGCUGCAGCUGGCGGGUGUUGUUGAACAAGGCUCGUGCGCUUGCUGGGUACAACUUGGACGACGAUUCCAUAUCGAUGAAACCGGAUUGAUUCUGCUCAGGAUACUGAGUCAGCGUCAAACGGAUGAAAUCGCACGAGAAUUCGUCCGUCUCAAGUCUGAGUGUCGUUUCGAGACGGAGUCCACUAUAGCAGCAUCUGUAAGCAAUCAGACG